UCUACUUUCAGUUUUGUGGCCUUCAUCAUGUUGCAUUCAACACAGGUAUUAUCGUUACUGGCCAGGGAUCGGAUUUAUCGUUGAAAAUAACACCUGCCUUCAUGGCAUAAAGAUUUUUAAAGGAUUAUAAGCUGGCUUAAGAUAUGGUUGGAUUCCGACCACAGGAAGGUGUCCAGCUGACAGCCACAGAGCAUGCUUCAGCUGGAGCUCUAAGUGGGGCUGUGUCAAGGGUCGUGUUUCAGCCCCUGGAUGUCCUCAAAGUCAGAUUUCAGUUGCAAAUUGAGCCCAUUCAACGCAGGGACUCCUCAAAGUAUUGGGGAAUGUACCAAGCUACUAGGACCAUCAUUAAGGAGGAAGGUGUCAGAGCUCUAUGGAAAGGACAUGUCCCUGCCCAGAUUUUGUCUGUUCUGUAUGGAGUAGGACAGUUUGUUAGUUUUGAGUUCCUGACCAAAUUAGCAUGGAAGCAUCUGCCCGAGGAAUACUCUACAAAGUACCGCCCACUGACUCACACUGUAUGUGGAGCCCUGGCUGCCUGCACAGGCACUAUGUUAGCUCAACCCACUGAUGUUCUACGGACACGCUUCAUUGCUCAAGGUUCUGUCAAGACAUACUCAGGGUUGCUGUCAGCGAUAAAACAGAUCAGGCAGGUCGAGGGGAUUCACGGCUUAUACAAAGGUCUCAACCUGGCCGUAAUACAGACAAGCUUCCAGAUAGGGAUACAGUUUGGGUUGUAUUCUAGUCUCUCCUCGGUAUGGCAGUGGAUGGAACACAGACCCCUUGGAGGGCCAUCGGGUGUAGCACAAAGCCUGGUGUGUGGAGCUGCUUCAGGAGUCAUCUCUAAAUUUAUUGCUUACCCUUUGGACAUGACAAAAAAAAGACUUGAAAUUAGAGGUGUGGAGCACAUACGCAAGGAAUUCGGCUCAACGCGGGCAUACCGAGGGUUUAUACAUUGCAUAGUAUGUGUUUUUAGAGAAGAAGGCAUUAGAGGGAUGUACAAGGGUCUGUCACCCAGUCUCCUCAAGGCAGGCUUCAUGGCCGCUUCUAACUUCUUCAUAUACGAACAAGUAUGUAACGUUCUCAAACAACGUUACAGCUGACACCUGAUAAGUGACAUCAGGGAUUACUGAUAAAGAAUGUAUUGUGUCGCAUUAUCAUCAUUUUAUUUCCAUAUAAAACUGUAAUUUUACAAGAAUUCAGAUUUGCUGUGUUGGGAGUCACUUUAAAAAAAUUAUGGUUGAUCGAUCAUCACAUUUUAUCAUGAAUGAAAAGGGAAAUAUUAACAAAAUCGUUAAUCAAAUGGGUGAAAAUGUGAUGUUUUAAAGUAUCUAGCAAAAAUUAUGCUUUAAAAUAUUGUUUUAAUGCAUUUGAAUGUAAAUUUAUCAGUAAUUUUGUAUAUCUGCUCCAAAUCUCAUUAACUCUAGAUCUUUGACAGUUUUCUUGUUACAGAAAUUCAUGAUUAAUUUGUCAUAGUCAAUUAAAACAACCACCUGUAUUAUCAUCAGUUAAGUUGGUUAAUCAGAACAAUACUACAAAGAGGACCCAUUGUCAUCAUUAGUAUUUUAUAAUUUGAUCUUCAAGAAGCAUUUCUCCUUAAUGUAGAGCAUUUAUCAUCAUGAGCCAGUGUAAAGUAUAUAAAAAUGCAAUAAAUAUUUGUUGGGUAGGUAUGGUUGGAAGAUAAUUAUGUCACCUGUGAAACGUGGCUGACACUUACUAUUAUGGAUUACAGUUUGAGUUUCAAUCCUGUGUCAAUUUUCUAAAUUUUUGCUGUCCAUUGCACAUGGGAAAUUAUCACAAUGAACUAUUUUCAGCCUUUUUUUUUUUUUUUUUGUGUGUUUGCCACAUUAAAUUAAAACUUAGUAUAUGGCUUAUUCAUAAUGCAUUGCAGAUCUAGUUUGAACCCUGUAAUAAUAUUCCAUAUCUUGCUGGAGUUAUGACCCUUUGCACAUAGGAAGUUCUCAUUGUUAAUUUUUUUGCAUAUUUUUUCCCAAAGAACUGUAUACUUGCCAUAUCAGUUUGUAACUUGUUAUGUGGCUCUAUCAUAAUGGAUUAAUAGUUAGAGCUGAUAUCCUAUGUCAAUAAUCUAUUUUAUUCUGGAGUUAUGACCUUUUGCACAUUGGAAAUUUUUAUAAUUAUCAUCUUUUUGCUACCAUUUGUCACAGCGAUAUUUAACUUUUGAUACAUUGCUUUGUUCGUGAAUGAGAGAUUACAGUUCUAGUUCACUCCUCAUGUCGGAUUCUACUGGAUUUAUGUCACACACCAUAGUAUCAUGGGUACCACCACAUCACCUCAGAUGUUGUAUGGACGAUAAGCUCCAACAACCAACCAGCUACAGAAAGCCUGAUGGUUUUCAUAUGGUGACCAGGAAGGUUCCAAGAUGACAACCUUUCAUUUAAAUGGACACAGGCAACACAUCCACUUCUGUGGGAUGUUGAAAAAGCUGACAAUCUUAAAAAACUUCUUGAAUUCUGUCUUUGGCCUUGAAUUUAAUUGGAAAAUGGAAAUAUGGCCAUAGUUUUAAAUCUUACAUUGUGUCAUUAAAAAAAAUGAAAAUUCAUUGUGAAGAAUGAUUGUUCAGAAUUAUAAAAAUAACCAAAUUGUUUGUCAAUAUGAACUGAAAUCCUCUUUUUUUGUAAGGUUAGGGUUAUUACUACACCAACUACAAUGUGUAAAAGGUCUGAACUAUAACUUGACAGGCCUCUAGGCCUUGGUAAGCCUGUGGAAUUGUUACAUUGCUAUCUCCUAACAAACCUUAAUUGUACUAUAUUUUGAUUAUAUGCUCGAAAUAUUAAAAUGGGAAACAAGACCAUCCCCAGGUACAUGCUGUGGUAAUCUGUCACCAUAAUUCCAUCAUCACUGUUGUAUUAUCCAGUCUAUUUGUCUUGGAUUUCAUUUCCUGAGGUUGAGUACCAUAUUUGACCUAUUCAGUGCACCUGUCUAUCUAUUUUUCUAUUUUUAACAUUAGGCAGGGUCAUUAUAUUACAAAGAUAUUUUUCUGGCAAAGAUGAUUGGUGAGCUAAAUUGAUCUGCCAAUACAUUCUGCAGUCCUUUUCAACCCAGACUUUACAUCAAAACUUACUGUGGUUUUUUUUUUCAUUACAACCACCUUUGGUUUUUGAACACAAAGAGUGUGCUUAUUGGGUGGGAAAUGGUAGUGUGUUAUGAAAAUUCCUGUAGUUGUUUUCAAGUUUGUGCAUGAAGACAAUUGUACAUUUUUGUUUAUAGAAUGCACAUAUUGGAAUUAGUUUGUGUAUGCAUCUGAAUCACAAUUAUCAUUGCAGCUACAUCUAUGUACAUUUUUGUAUAUGUACAGUAGAUCAGGAAAUGAAAAGCAUUUUGUCUACAUAACUCAGGGUAUGGAUGAUUUUGUGAAAAGUAAAUUGAAAUUUUGGAUUUUAAGGAGACCACAUCCGGAAUUUGUUGUUACUUGAAGUAUAUUACAUGUGUUAGUGAAUAUAAUACUCAAGUUUUAAUUUCAGAUUUUCAUUGAUUUAAAAGAGUUUAUGACCUAUUUUUAAAGGAAAUUGAACUGUUGUCAAACAUUAUUUGAAGAAUAUCAUUGCUUUGCCCAUUUGGGAUUUUGGUAUUGAGUGAAUCUCUAGAUAUAUACACGUCUGUAUAUUUGAUAUUUAUUUUUGAUUAGUUUUGGAGUUCAUGUGAUUAACUGGAUGCCAGAUUAACAUGUAGAUAAUAAAGUAUUGACAUUUUAAGUUACA
Pecten maximus is the source of this 3713-nucleotide messenger RNA. RefSeq names its product mitochondrial thiamine pyrophosphate carrier-like. Gene Ontology annotation, cellular component: mitochondrial inner membrane. Gene Ontology annotation, molecular function: thiamine transmembrane transporter activity. Bases 144 to 1097 code for a protein of 317 amino acids. The transcript has 6 exons. Gene Ontology annotation, biological process: thiamine pyrophosphate transmembrane transport. The record is from RefSeq and is a predicted model, not a curated record. Lineage: Eukaryota; Metazoa; Mollusca; Bivalvia; Pectinida; Pectinidae.